Molecule: messenger RNA, 1544 nt
Organism: Gigantopelta aegis
Lineage: Eukaryota; Metazoa; Mollusca; Gastropoda; Neomphalida; Peltospiridae
Exons: 2
Coding region: 189-911 (240 amino acids)
Source: RefSeq, a predicted model, not a curated record
CGUAUUGGGUUUCCAAUACCCGAUGUGAUGACAAUUCACAAUGUAUGCGCAAUAAGGUCAAAGUAUAAAAGAAGGGCUAUAAAACUGAAAGAUACAAAACAUAUGAAUGUUUAUGAUGUCUUUAGAAUAACAAAGGUUUGACCCAGUCAGUCUAGUGUGACACACACAAGGUGUGUACUCAUCAGUCUAUGCCACAUACAGCACGCCAACCAGCUGAACUUCAUUCCUUGCAGCAUACGAUCAUGAUGUGUCCUGCAGCUGCAGUUUUGCUGCUUGUCCUGGUUCCUCUGGUGCACGGGGAGAUAGACUGGCGGUCUGAGCCGAAAUGGGGAUAUCAGUUCAUACUAGGCAGCGACGGCCAGCUGGAAUGCAACGACACCAACGCCAUGCUAGAGAUGGGUGACACCGUAACAUGGGUGGCGCCCAACAAGAUGAUGAUUCAAGGUACAUCAGGAAGGAACGAUGAAAAGUAUGAAGUCAUCGAUAAAAAUUCUGUACGCGGGAUGGUACUUAAAAUCAAAAAGAUAACGUCAGAGGAUCACGGCGUAUACAUCUGCAUGGUUAAACGUAACAGCGCCGAUUACGUUAGAGUCAUACGGGCUCUGAAUCUGUACGAGCCCGCCUACAGUAGCAUGAUAGACAAAUAUCGCAACAACAUAAUGGUGGGCGGGAUCGCGGCCGCCGUGUUGUUCGUCCCACUGGUGGGCGCGUGUCUCAUCAACAAGUUCAGGUACAAGAGCGAAGAGGAAAAAGACCGCAAACGCCACCACCGUGAACGUGCACAGCAGAUCCAGCACGAGUACCAGCAACAGAUGGACAACGGCGAUGGCGGAAUUCUCCAAAGAAAGACAGCUCCUGAAAAUGAUGGCUUCCAGAAUGAAGCAUUUCAGACAGAUACCACACGACUUUAAAAAAACUUCUUACAGCAGAGGCGAAUCCUAGGAGGAGGAGGAGGGGGGGGGGGGGGUGUCUGGCUUUUUUUUUUUUUUUUUUUAAAUCAAUCAAUGGGUUUUCACGAGUUGGUCCGUGUGCCCCUUUUGCAUUGGUCCUCCCCCGUUUCCCAUGUACAAAUAUUAUCAAAUACUCGGGUUGGGGUAGGGUGAUAUAUAUGUUUUCCUUUUCGAAUUCACGGGUUGUUCAACUCCAAAGUUUAAUCUCUUGAAAUAUAUAUAUAUAUAUAUAUAUAUAUAUGGUCGUUUAACCAUUAUAGUAAUUAAUGUGAAGUAGAAACAGCCUAGAGUAGAACAAAAUACACCUGUUUUUCUUUAUUUCUUUGCAUAACGGGCCAAUCUAAUUAAAAUUAGCACCACUAUUACAUGGUAGACCCAGCAGAACUAAUUUUAAUCAGAUUGAUAACGGGCCACAAUGGAAUAUUGAAUAUGAUGCUCAUACCAUGAUUCUACUCGUAUACUUUUGCACACAUACGUUUUUAUUGUGUUUUUAGACAGAGUGAUAUUUUUUAUGUGUUUGAAAAUUAACGUACUCUACUUCUUAAAUGUUGAAGAAACGGCAAACAUCAAAUAAAAUUGGUAUAUAUACAUGUA